AAACUGAUUCUACAAACAUUUGUGAAAGAAUGGGUCGUUCUCAAGAGCUCAGUGAAUUCAAGCGUAGUAAUGUGAUAGGUUGCCACCUGUGCAAUAAGUCCAUCUGUGAAAUUUCCUCGCUACUAAAUAUUCUAUGGUCAACUGUUAGUGCUAUUAUAACAAAGUGGAAGCAACUGGGAACAACAGGAACUCAGCCACAAAGUGAGCGGGGUCUGAAGCGCACAGUGCGCAGAAGUCGCCAACUGUCCACAGAGUCAAUAGCCUCCAAACUUUGUGUGUCAAUGCCCAUCAGUGCU
Molecule: messenger RNA, 296 nt
Organism: Staurois parvus
Lineage: Eukaryota; Metazoa; Chordata; Amphibia; Anura; Ranidae
Source: the annotation of a GenBank genome assembly